AUGGAACAGACGGGCUCCGCCGCGACGACGAUUCCUCAUCCGAGAGCGAAGGCCACCCUGGUUCUCGGAGCAGAAUCCUUCGCGGUCAGCUCCGAGUCUGGUACACUGUCGGAGCAGCUGGCGGCGAUGAGGGAGAAGAGCAUGGUCAUCCUCAAGGACUACAUCACCAGGCACAACGCCCCGAACGACGUCCCCGAUGAGUCCGUCGAGGGCUUGUCCGACGACGAGGGUGAGGCCCUCGCGAAAAACCCGCCCAAGAAAUCUAAGAAGCAGAAAUGAUGGUACUAAUUGUUUUAUUUGUCGCAUUUUUGUCAUAGUCCCCUUGGGAGAACACCCUGUCUUGUCCAUUGCUGGAUUUUCCUUCUGACGCACAUUGUUAGGCACUGUCUGCUUUGUGUAAAGAACUGCUAUCUGAUGAUAUGCGUAGGGGAAGUUAGCCCCUUGCUGUAUGACUCAAAUUUUAGAUGUUUUGCU
This is a messenger RNA of Lolium rigidum, 474 nucleotides long. RefSeq lists its product as uncharacterized. Lineage: Eukaryota; Viridiplantae; Streptophyta; Magnoliopsida; Poales; Poaceae. The record is from RefSeq and is a predicted model, not a curated record. The transcript has a single exon. Bases 1 to 279 code for a protein of 92 amino acids.